AUGACCACAGCAGGACCAUCAAUCCCUCGGAGACAUUCGCCCCAUUCCCAUUCUCACAAUAACCCAUCACAGUCAUCUUAUCAUCAAUAUCGACAUCAUCCAUACGCACCACCCUCAACCUCAAAUCCAAAUUCCAGCUCCAACUCAGCCAAACAACCUCGUUCUUCUUCUUCUCAAAAUGGUGAAUUACCUCCUUCACCACCGCGAUCAAGGAGAGAUGCCAGUGAGACACCCAGUAUAGGUUUAGGCGUCGCUUUCGGUGGUGCAGCCGGUGGUAAAUGGUGGGAUGAGGAAUUGCCGCCACCACCUGCAUCUUUAUCGAGCAUUUUGGAUUCAUUCCGAAAAUCAGGCGAAGGUGAUAGAGAUUUAUUAUUGAGUAUACUGGGCGCCAAGAAAGCCGAGGAAGAGCGACUUACUGCACUCAUCCAAACCCGUCUUACGAUAUUACAAGCUAGACUUUCACUACAUUCUGCUGCUGCAUCUUUACCACCUAUCCAGAUGCCCCUUCCAGGUAUGGUCGAAAAUGACCUUUCACCUAGAUCACAAACGCACGGAAGUAUGCCACCACCUCAAUCUAUCCCUGGUGCGAUUCCAGUGGAACGCACACCUUCAUUGACUUCUUCAAGAGGUCCAGGUUCUUCUUCAAGUGGAAUGGCAAGUCCGCCGCUACCACAACAAACUGGUUAUAUCCAACCUUCCCCUCCUCAAGUUCAACAGAAUACCUUUGAAAAGGAAAGAGAAAGGGAAUCAAGAGGUUAUUGGCAAUUACCUUCCUUACAAUCUUCCUUGAGAGCUCCGUCUCAAACUAUCAAUAUCAAUUCGAGAUCACCACAUUCACCAGGAUUACCUUUAGCUCCCAUCAAGGAAGUCAGAAUAAUCGACAGGAGACCCACCCAUAGAAACUCAAACAACGGUUCGGUCUCACCUAGUUCAAGUGGAAGUGAAGGCAAAAGAUCAGGAAGUGGUCUCGAAAUGUUAUUGGAUGCCGGUAGAGUUGUAAAUGAAAGCGCUGAGAGGGAUCAUUAA
Messenger RNA from Kwoniella shivajii, 1026 nucleotides. RefSeq lists its product as uncharacterized. The coding region runs from base 1 to 1026 and encodes 341 amino acids. NCBI's taxonomy places the organism in Eukaryota, Fungi, Basidiomycota, Tremellomycetes, Tremellales, Cryptococcaceae. The record is from RefSeq and is a predicted model, not a curated record. The transcript is spliced from 2 exons.